This is a messenger RNA of Magnolia sinica, 829 nucleotides long. RefSeq lists its product as uncharacterized. The transcript is spliced from 4 exons. Lineage: Eukaryota; Viridiplantae; Streptophyta; Magnoliopsida; Magnoliales; Magnoliaceae. The record is from RefSeq and is a predicted model, not a curated record. The coding region runs from base 1 to 687 and encodes 228 amino acids. Gene Ontology annotation, cellular component: chloroplast.
AUGGUAACACCUACUAAGCUGUUACCGGAGGACUGUACCGGCGAGAAAAGGGAUUCCGGAGACAGAGAGAGACAUCAGAGCACGUACGGUAGCUGCGCAGGGAGAUUUCCGGCGAGCUUUGCACGGGGAACUUUGAGGUUUCCGGCGACGGGGAGCGAGGCAGGGAAAGAGAGAAACACGUCGGAGCAGUCUUCUCCAUGGAAAGCUCUAGAGAAGGCCAUGGGAGGUUUUAAAAAGGAGCUCACUCCUCAAGAUGUACUGAGGGAGAAGAGGCAAGCACAAGAAUUUGAUGAUGAUGACGAUGGCGGAGGUGCUGGAAAUCGGCCUGGUGGCGGUGGCGAUGGUUCUGGCGAUUCAGAGGAUGAAGGCCUUGCUGGAAUAUUGGAUGAAUUACUGCAAGUGGUUUUGGCAACCCUCGGCAUUGUCUUUAUGUACAUUUACAUCAUCGAAGGUGAGGAGAUGACUCGGCUCGCCAAGGACUAUAUCAAGUAUCUUUUCGGGGCUAGCAAAAGUGUUCGUUUGAGGCGGGCCAUGUAUAAAUGGGGAAGGUUCAAAAAGAGAGUGACAAGGAAGAAGGUUGUAAGGAAUGACUGGUUGGAACGUGCAAUCCUUACUACACCAACAUGGUGGUAUGACCCCAGGCAAUUGGGGCGUAUGCAGGCCCAGGUAACACCGUCGUAUGAAUAGAAUCAAAGCCCAUUUUUCUUACCUUGUCGUGCUUGUAACAGUUUGGUGGGGAUUGGGAGGAAAUUCUGAGAACUGAUGUUCAUGAAUGCCCACUGUUUUCCCAAGACUUUUGAGUUUUCUUGAUAUGAUGCAGAUUUUCUCA